GUCUCUUUUUGUUUGUAUAAUUACUUUGGUCUGGCCGCCAUGAAAAUUUAUUCGGAGUUAUGAUUGUUGUUGUGAAAAAAUUAUAUCGUUAUUUAAGUAUACCAUGAAACCCAGAAGAGCAAUUCAGAAAAUGUUCAGUUACGGGCUACUUAAUCGAGCCAAAUCAGUUACCUUCUCUACCAUCACAUUUGCCGCCUUAAUCUUCAUCAUCUAUGAAGAUAGUAUUAUCUCUAAUGUUUCUGUGCAGUCUGCUAGGGGAAUUUCAGAGAGGCUACAGAGCAAAGUUGGAGAAUUCAAGGCAAUACCAUUGCUUUCUUUUCAAGAAGUGAUCGAAAAAGCUGAUACAAUUAGUGAUCAGAGGCCUCUGAAACCUCCUUUUAGUCUCACCGAAGAAGAAAGAAUAGCAUGGUUCAAAAAGACACUACCCAAGUUUGAGAUUUUCAAGUCAGACAAAUUGACACAGAAAUUUCACAGCCGUGUUCUUGAUUUUUUCAAUCAUGAGUGUGAGGUUCAGGCAUUCAUGACAUGGAUUUCUCCAGCAAGGUCUUUUGGAAGAAGAGAAUCUUUAGCUGUGGAAUCAUUUUUCAAAGUUCAUCCUCAUGGAUGCAUGAUGAUUCUAUCGAGAACUCUGGACUCUACAAAUGGGUACAGGCUCCUGAAACCAAUACUUGAUAGAAAGUUCAAAGUUGUUGCAGUGACUCCAGACUUGUCGUUUCUGUUCAAGAAUACUCCAGCUGAAGCUUGGUUCAAUGAAAUGAAGCGUGGAAAUAAGGAUCCUGGUGAGAUUCCACUAGCUCAAAAUCUAUCCAAUCUAAUGAGGCUUACUGUUCUAUACAAGUAUGGAGGUGUGUAUUUGGAUACAGAUUUUAUUGUUCUAAAAAGUUUCAAAGCGUUGAAAAAUUCUAUUGGAGCACAAAGCGUGAAUAAUGAGUCAGGGAACUGGACUAGACUCAAUAAUGCUGUUCUGGUAUUUGACAGGAAUCAUCCACUUCUUUUCAGAUUCAUAGAGGAGUUUGCAGCAACUUUUGAUGGGAAUAAAUGGGGUUAUAACGGUCCCUACCUUGUUUCCAGAGUAGUUCAAAGAUUUGAAAGAAAGCCUGGUUUUAACUUGACAAUCCUGCCGCCAAUGGCGUUCUAUCCAGUUGAUUGGAACAGAAUAGUAGGGCUCUUCAAGAUGCCAGAAAACCAUGCGCAUUCGAGAUGGGUAAGUGCGAAGCUGCGUCAGCUAAGUGGAGAGACUUACGGGGUACACUUGUGGAACAAGCAAAGUAAAAGAAUUAGAAUCGAAGAGGGAAGCGUCAUGGGAAGAUUAAUAUCCGAUCAUUGCAUCGUUUGUGAAGACAUUUACAGUUCUUAAAGAAGAUUUUUCAACUGAAAAAUGGUGAAGCUAGUUCAAUCAUUUUACUUGAUUUCUAGAUUUUUUUUGUUCCUUUGUUUCUUGAUUUUGAUUCGUGAUCCCAAUGUAAAUUAAAUGUACAAUAUGAUUGUGAAUCUUAUUCAGGUGAAAGAAUUUGCGAAGAUUUACUUUCUUCCAAUACAUAUCUGUAUGUUGUAUAUGAUUGUUUCCUUUGUUCAAAAUUUGAUUUCAAGGCUACAAAAAAGCAUUAAAUCUUUCUUCCAAAAAUCAUAAUCCUGAGCCGUCUUAAUCUCAACCUAAAUCUAAAGCCUCUGCAUAUCCAUAAACCAAAACCUGGCAAUCUCCUGUAUGAUUUUUUUCUUCUCAAUUUGCGGUAGCUCAUUUUUGGCUUCAUAUUCUUGAAGCCAGACUCUUCAUUCUUGAAACUACCAUCCGAUGCAAAAUUACUUCGUUCAUCGUUUCUGAGACCACUGGAGGAUCCAAUCUGCUUAAUA
Messenger RNA from Pistacia vera, 1851 nucleotides. RefSeq names its product lactosylceramide 4-alpha-galactosyltransferase-like. Bases 104 to 1357 code for a protein of 417 amino acids. Lineage: Eukaryota; Viridiplantae; Streptophyta; Magnoliopsida; Sapindales; Anacardiaceae. The transcript has a single exon. The record is from RefSeq and is a predicted model, not a curated record.